UUUUUGAACCAAAAUCGGCUCCAGUCUUUCCUUCGUUGAAAAAAGUUGCCGAGUAAUCAAAUCAAAGUUUUUGAUAAGUUUCAUAAAAAUUGUGAAUUUUCAAGUGUGAUAAAGCUUUUGAAUUAUGUCGUCGUCAGCUUUGGUGCCCCAAGUUCCCAGUGGAGGAUUCAACUUUUCCAAUUAUCAAAGAAAUGUGUCCCUUUGUGCAAGUGGAUUUCCUGCCCCAAAAACAACCAAGACGGGGACAACGAUUGUCGGAUGUAUUUUUGGAAGUAGAGAAGACAUUGGUGUUUGUCUCGGCGCAGAUACGAGAGCCACUUCGGGCAACAUAGUGGCGGACAAGAAUUGUGAAAAGAUUCACAGAAUUGCGGAGCGAAUUUACUGUUGUGGCGCUGGUACGGCUGCAGACACAGAGUUUACCACCAAAAAGAUCGAGUCGCAGUUGGAGCUUUUGAAAUUGAACUUGGGUCGGGAAGUGCCAGUUGUCGUGGCUAAUCGGUUAAUUAAGCAGUUGCUGUUCCGUCAUCAGGGACACAUUUCUGCGGCUUUAGUUCUUGGAGGAGUUGACAACAAUGGGGCUCACAUUUAUUGCAUCUACCCCCAUGGUUCGACCGAUCGACUCCCGUAUGCCACGAUGGGUUCUGGAUCCUUGGCUGCCAUGUCCGUCUUCGAAGGUGGAUGGAAAGACAAUAUGACGGAAGCGGAGGCUACUAAAUUAGUCCGUGAUGCUAUCGCUGCUGGUAUCACGAACGAUUUAGGAUCUGGUUCCAAUGUGGAUAUCAACAUCAUUAGGAAGAACCUGCCGAAACCAGUGAUUAUGCGAAAUAUGGAGAUAAUUGGAGUCAAGGGAGAACGAAUGGGGGAUUACACUUACCCCAAGGGAACCACAAAAGUUUUGAAGACGGAAGUUAUUCCUAUCAAAGUUGAGGAUGAAGUUGUUGAGAGGAUGGACACGGACCAAGAUUAGGUUUAGAUAAUCAAUUAAAAUAAUGUCUUUUUAUUCCAUUUCUAUACAAUGUUAGUUAACUACUAAAUGUAAUCAGUCCAAAUUCUCGUAAUGUACUCAAAAUUCAAAUAUCUAAUAUUCGAUUGGAAAUAUUAUAACAUUUUAAAACCGAUUAAAUAGGCUACAUCAUGAAACUUUGAUGAGAAACUAA
Molecule: messenger RNA, 1157 nt
Organism: Folsomia candida
Lineage: Eukaryota; Metazoa; Arthropoda; Collembola; Entomobryomorpha; Isotomidae
Gene: Prosbeta2
Product: proteasome subunit beta type-7
Exons: 7
Coding region: 125-967 (280 amino acids)
Cellular component (GO): proteasome core complex
Molecular function (GO): threonine-type endopeptidase activity
Source: RefSeq, a predicted model, not a curated record